UGUUUUUAUAUAAAAACUGAGAAAUGUAGAUGACUAGAUGGAGGAUAAAUCGUUCAGUUCUGGGAGAAGUUCAGUUAAGAAAAUGGCAAACUCAUUCUCCUUAGUUUUAAAUCGCGUUUGUCGACCAACAACUUUAAAUUUUUGCAUUCGUUCAUUGUGUCUAUUCCUCGUCGGGGUAUCGAUAUCUUGUGUUUUAAAUGUUAUGUUGAUUUUACCCGAGUUACGACGUAAAGUUGUGUAUGAAAGAGACCUUUUGGAGAAACUUUAUGCAACAAUGUGUUGGUUUGCGCCGUCGUGUGGCCUUGCAUCAACAUUAAUUGGAUUGUUGUACCCAUGUAUUGACUCACGUUUGGGAAAGCCACAUCAUCUUCGAACUGAAUGGUCUAGUGUUGUUCGUUGCGGUGCUGUAUUCGUAGGAAUUAUCCAUGCCGUUGUUAAAUUGCGAUUUCAAAGUGACAUUCACUUGUUUAUCACUGUUGCUGCUUUUUCUGUUUUGCUGUGGUGGUAUUUCGACCGAUCAAAAAAUGGUUUCGGUCUUGCACUUUUUGUAGCAAUUUUUGCAACAAUAGGUGUGUGGUUUCUAGGCUCUAACAGUGUGCACAGUUUAUUUUUCAGUGAAAAAAUGGCAUUGGUUAAUCAGUUAUGGGUUCCUUGUUUGUUUUUUUCUGGUGGAAUCACAGUUGGUAAAAUUGGCAGACAAUUAGCAAUGCUUGAGUAUGUACCAGCAGUGAAACUUCAUGCGGACUGAGACGUUAGCAUAGUAAAUUACCUGUAAAUAGCACAUAGUUUGUUCAUAUUAUUACAGUCAAUUUCAGUUAGUUUUACCAUAAUGAUAGGAGGUUCGUUUUUAAACUUCAAAUCUUUGUCACAGAGCUUAGGUUCUCAAAUUCAAAGUUCGUAAACUACUUCGAUCCGACGAGUUCAAUUUGAUUAGGUAGUUUGUGAUCUUGGUAACUGACGAACUUUUGGAACGAGAGUUUAAAAUAACGAACUUCCAACAUUACACGGGAAACUAAUCUGAAAGUGACUGUAAUCACAAUCUUAUAUAAAUGUACAGUAUUUAGUCAUCUUCAAUGCACAAAAAUUUUAGAAAUUAGGGGUCGAAAAUAUUGAAAUGAUAGCUUCGGACGACUCGGGUGUAUGAAAUGAGCAAACAUGUUUCUAUGUUCAGUGACGUCAAAAACCGAAAUCCCACCAGAAACACCAUUUGUUUUUUUAAAUUGUCCACCGAAAGAAUCUUAAAAACAUUCACACCAAAAUUUUUGCGGGAAUUUACCGAGUUUGGAUUAUAUAGUGCAACGUAUGUCUCAGUCUCUCAGAAUUAACUUUUUUUAAACGCCGCAUUGUGGGCACGUCACGAAAAUGGAUUGCUGGACUAUCCUGAAAUACUGUCGUGUCUCUUGAAUACAUUCAAAUACAUUGUGUGUUUUAAGAGAACUGUGACUGUGAUGCACAAGUCUAGCAAAAUAAGGGAGAAUACUCGCACAAAGUUAUGUAUUUAGUUUAUGUAUUAGUAUAUUGAAGUAUUUGCUUGAAAAGCGGAAAAAAUUGAGACAACCGCCAUGCAUGAAAUCUCCAAAUCUCGAGGCAGUCUUCUCGUUGAACCAUCGAACAUGUAGUUUUACAAAAACUUUGGAAUGAGAGGCUCGUUGUUGGCAAUACGCCAUGCAUGGGAUAAAGAGAUUUCAAAAUGUUUAGAAUUAUUCUGCUUAAAAGGACUUUCACAUUACCAUUUUACUUCAGAGAAAACGUGGCUGGACCGCGUGUGCGAUCUCGAGUGUUUCUGGAUGAUGUGAAAGUAACUCGUAUAUUACAUUAUUGUACUGAAAUAUCAAACAUUAAAUUACAUGCAAUUGCAUUGUAUUAUUUUCCAUUUUGCCAAAUUAUAUUUACUGAAUUACUAUC
Dendronephthya gigantea is the source of this 1905-nucleotide messenger RNA. Its product is annotated as insulin-induced gene 2 protein-like. Gene Ontology annotation, cellular component: endoplasmic reticulum; SREBP-SCAP-Insig complex. Lineage: Eukaryota; Metazoa; Cnidaria; Anthozoa; Malacalcyonacea; Nephtheidae. Bases 38 to 748 code for a protein of 236 amino acids. The transcript is spliced from 3 exons. Gene Ontology annotation, biological process: cellular response to insulin stimulus; cholesterol biosynthetic process; SREBP signaling pathway. The record is from RefSeq and is a predicted model, not a curated record.